Molecule: messenger RNA, 4038 nt
Organism: Ooceraea biroi (clonal raider ant)
Lineage: Eukaryota; Metazoa; Arthropoda; Insecta; Hymenoptera; Formicidae
Gene: Upf1
Product: Upf1 RNA helicase
Biological process (GO): nuclear-transcribed mRNA catabolic process, nonsense-mediated decay
Cellular component (GO): cytoplasm
Molecular function (GO): DNA binding; RNA binding; hydrolase activity
Source: RefSeq, a predicted model, not a curated record
UAAGCCGAUCCGCGCCGCGUCGCUUCGCCCCGCGUACCAUUCGCUGGCGUUGUCGCGCUUCGGGAAAACCGCCCGCGAGUCGCUGGCUUCGUCCCCGCUCAGCGGGGGUGUGCAGGCAGAAAGAGAGAGAGGGGGGGGGAGAGAGCGCGUGUGCGUGAAAGCGUACGUAGAAAGAACGAGAACGCGAAGAGCGAGAGGAGGAUCCGGAGUCCGCCAGGAUGAGCGUCGACGCGUACGGACCUAGCAGCCAGACCCUCACGUUCCUCGACACCGAGGAAGCGGACCUGAUCGGCGCGGACACGCAGGGCAGCGAGUUCGACUUCACGGACUUCACCCUGCCGUCGCCGAGUCAGACCCAGGCCUCGCAGCACGACGCGACCCAAACGCAGUCCAGUCAGCCCAUCCAGGUUAAUGGAACGAAUGGUAGUUCAGCAUUGGACUUGAAGAUCUCUGGGGCAGCCCAGAGUCUCGCUGAGUUGCAGUUUGAAGAGGAGGAGGAGGAAGCGUAUUAUAAUCGUGAUUUGCCUGACCAUGCAUGUAAAUACUGCGGUAUCCACGAGGCAUCCUGCGUGGUUCUAUGCAAUGUCUGUCGCAAGUGGUUUUGCAACGGACGCGGUAAUACAUCAGGCUCACACAUUAUCAAUCAUCUUGUCCGUGCUAAACAUAAGGAGGUCACUUUGCACAGGGAUGGUCCUCUGGGCGAAACCGUUUUGGAAUGUUAUUCCUGUGCCACGAGAAAUGUUUUUGUACUGGGCUUUAUUCCUGCAAAGGCCGAUUCCGUAGUGGUGCUGCUUUGUCGGCAGCCGUGUGCGGCGCAAACUUCCUUAAAAGAUAUGAACUGGGAUCAGGAACAAUGGAAACCGUUGAUCGAAGAUCGUAGCUUCCUGGCUUGGUUGGUAAAGAUCCCGUCCGAACAGGAACAGUUACGAGCCAGACAAAUCUCCGCGCAACAAAUUAAUAAAUUGGAGGAGUUGUGGCGCGAUAACGUUGACGCGACUUUCCAAGAUCUCGAGAAGCCCGGCGUGGACGAGGAGCCGCAGCAAGUUUUGUUGCGCUACGAGGACGGGUACCAGUACCAAAAUAUUUUCGGACCACUCGUGAAGCUGGAAGCGGAUUACGAUAAACGCCUGAAGGAGUCGCAAACGCAAGAGAACAUCGAAGUACGAUGGGACGUCGGAUUGAACAAGAAGACCAUUGCGUACUUCAUGCUGGCCAAAACGGACGGUGAUAUGAAAUUGAUGCACGGGGACGAGCUCAGACUUCGUUACCUGGGUGAGCUUCACAAACCUUGGUCCGGCAUUGGGCACGUGAUUAAGAUUCCCGAUAACUACGGGGAAGAGGUCGGGAUCGAGUUGAAAAAUAAUUCCGGCGCGCCAACGGAAUGCAUCAGUAACUUUGUCGUUGAUUUCAUUUGGAAGAGCACGAGUUUUGACCGGAUGCAGUCUGCAUUACGCAAAUUUGCUGUGGAUGACACAUCGGUGUCGGCGUAUAUAUAUCACAGAUUACUCGGGCACGAAGUGGAAGAGGUAUUGUUCCGUUGUCAUCUCCCCAAGCACUUUAGCGCGCCAAAUCUGCCAGACCUGAACAGAUCGCAAGUAUACGCCGUUAAGCACGCGAUCCAACGACCGUUAUCGCUGAUCCAAGGACCGCCCGGGACAGGCAAGACCGUGACGAGCGCCACGAUAGUCUAUCAACUGGUGAAGCAGAAUGGCGGUCCGGUUCUUGUGUGCGCGCCUUCAAACACCGCUGUCGAUCAGUUGACGGAAAAGAUACACAAAUCGAAUCUGAAAGUUGUACGAUUGUGCGCGAAAUCGCGGGAGGCCAUCGACUCGCCCGUCAGCUUCCUCGCGCUGCACAAUCAGAUAAAGAACAUGGAGACGAACACCGAGCUGCAGAAGUUGCAGCAACUGAAGGACGAGACGGGCGAAUUGUCGAGCGUCGACGAGAAGCGCUAUAGACUUUUGAAGAAAGCGGCGGAAAAAGAGCUGCUGGAAGCAGCCGAUGUAAUUUGUUGCACGUGUGUUGGUGCUGGCGAUCCACGGUUGCAUCGGCUGAAGUUUCACUCUAUUCUUAUCGACGAGAGCAUGCAGGCCACCGAGCCGGAGUGCAUGGUGCCUGUUGUUCUGGGUGCCAAGCAACUGAUCCUAGUCGGAGAUCACUGUCAAUUGGGCCCAGUCGUGAUGUGCAAGAAAGCCGCCCGAGCAGGCCUGUCGCAGUCGUUAUUCGAGAGACUGGUAGUACUUGGAAUUCGACCCUUCCGCUUGGAAGUGCAGUACCGCAUGCAUCCUGACCUCUCGCGAUUCCCGUCGAACUUUUUCUACGAGGGCUCUCUGCAGAAUGGCGUUUGCGCCGACGAGAGGAAACUGCUGAAGAUUGAUUUUCCCUGGCCUGCACCGGACAAACCGAUGUUUUUCUACGUCACCCAGGGCCAGGAGGAGAUAGCUGGCAGUGGAACGUCUUACCUGAAUCGCACGGAAGCUUCUAACGUGGAGAAGAUUACGACGCGGUUUCUGCGUUGCGGCGUGAAGCCGGAGCAGAUCGGAGUGAUAACCCCAUACGAGGGUCAGCGCGCUUAUCUCGUGCAAUAUAUGCAGUAUCAAGGUUCCCUGCACUCAAAACUGUAUCAAGAGAUUGAAGUAGCGAGCGUGGACGCCUUCCAAGGACGCGAGAAGGAUAUAAUAAUAAUGUCCUGCGUGCGAUCCAACGAGCAUCAAGGCAUUGGAUUCUUGAAUGAUCCUAGAAGAUUGAACGUGGCGUUGACCCGCGCCAAGUACGGUAUCAUCAUCAUCGGAAAUCCCAAGGUGCUGUCGAAGCAACCUUUGUGGAACCAUCUGCUUAGCUUUUACAAAGAGCAGAAGGUAUUGGUCGAGGGACCGUUGAACAAUCUGAAGGAAUCUAUGAUUCAGUUCGCCAAACCGAAGAAGCUCGUGAACGCGGCCAAUCCGGGUUCGCACUUCAUGUCCACGUCAAUGUACGAUGCGCGCGAGGCCCUGAUCCCCGGCUCCGUGUACGAUCGCUCGGGCGCGCAGGUGAAUGGCGCGCAGAGCCAUAAUCCGUACUAUCAGAGGAACGUACCACUCGACAUCUUCAGCCGUACUCACGACACCAUCAGCUACAUCAGUCCGGAGCGUGCCCAGGCGGCGAUGAACAACAUGCCAGUGCCAGUAGGCAUGUUUAUGAACAUGGCGCAUGUACCGCCGCGCUUCUACAACCAGCAUCAACAGGCCUUGCAGGCGCGUCAGAAUCAGAGGAACCGGCGCGGUGCUGCAGCGGCGAAGGGCAAGAUUGGCUCGCGCAUGGGCAAGCUGAGCCAGACGGAACAGAACACCCAGCCGUACAGCCAACCCGGUUUGCCACUGACCCAAGGUACGACUCAAGGCAUGUCCCAGCCCGGAUUCAGCUUGUCGCAGCCGGGACUGAGCCAGGCAGAACUCUCCCAGGACUCGUUCGCGGUUGGCGAGUUCCAAUCACAGAUGGAUGGCCUGUUGUCACAGGAUUCGACUUACCAGGGUGAUCGGAGCGGGUUCUAUCAGUCCGGGCAAUCGCAAGCCGGGGGACAAUUCUCCCAGCCCUACUGAGCCGAGACCUGGGUACGGCUGAGCAACGCAAUUGCCAUGCCAUGAAGGCUCGUUCGACCAAAUCUUCGACCAACGACCACAAAUCACUAACUGCGCAAAACGGUAAGACGGCUCGGCGAUCGAGUACGAUAUUAAUGCAGCGUAUGCAGUCGUCGAUGUGAAGGAUUAUAAGGAGAGCAGGAGGGACGAAUGGAAAACGAGGGUUUUCGCGUUAAGCUAACUUGCCAGGAUUGGAGGAUUGAUUCCACCGUGGAUGGAAACAUGCAAGGUUCAUCCUACUUACUACUUGACAAUAUUACUGAUUGCGACGAGAACGGAAGGAGACGUCAUCGCAACCGGCUAGAGGACGACAAAUCUAUCUACGACCAGCAGCCACCGAUCAUCAUCGUCAAUCGUGACACGCGCUUACCGAGAACGGAUCGUUUUAACGCGAGGAUCGAGUGACUAAGAAUUUUAAAAA